AUGGGCUGUGACCAAAGUAAACAACAAGACGUAAAUUCAACAAAAACCAGAGAAAAGACUGUUCCAUCAUCAUCGGGUGGAAAUAAUAGUGGAGGAGCAACAACAACAAAUACAACAAAUAAUAAUGGAAAUCAAAACAAUAUACAUUCAAAUCCACUUUUAACAAAACCUCAUCUUGUAGAGGGUGAAGAUGGAGCUGUUGCAAAGUCUGUGGCUGAAAGUUGGACCGAUCUACGUAUGAAGGAGAGAGAAAUGUUCGAUAAAAUUCUUAACAAGACUGGUAAAAAGUUUAUCUAUGUGAGCAGUAGUCCAAGUUUACUUGUAGGAGGUGGAGAUUUAAAUUAUGAAAAUAAUUACGGAGAAGAAGACGAACCUGAAAAUGAAGAGAGGAUGAAAACCGUUGAAACUAUUCUUAAACAAUCCAAUUUAUUCACAUUACCUACAUCAAAUAUAAUUGAAAAUCAAUCGGUUAUUGAACAGUUGAUCAAAGAUUGUUCAAACAAUGAUGAAACUAACAGCAGAACACCAGACGAUGAAGAUAUCCAAUUAAUUAAAAGAAUAACGGAUCUAACUAUUAACUCUGUAAAGAAUAUUAAGAUUGACUCUAAAUCGGUAGGCGAAUUAGUCGUUCAACUACCAACAUUAGGUGUUGAAUCAGAAUAAAUAUGUAAACUUUUUC
Molecule: messenger RNA, 679 nt
Organism: Naegleria gruberi
Lineage: Eukaryota; Heterolobosea; Eutetramitea; Acrasida; Naegleriidae
Exons: 1
Coding region: 1-663 (220 amino acids)
Source: RefSeq, a predicted model, not a curated record